AGGUCAGUACUUAAAGUUACCCUUCUGGGAAGUGAGUGGAAUUCCUCAGAAGGUGGUUUGUCAACAUUAAACAGAGAACUUGCAAUUUACCUUUCAAAACAUCCCAAAGUGGAAGUGACAUUGUUAGUUCCUGAAGGAGUUUGUAAAGAUGAUGAGAAAAGAGAAGCUGGAAGCUAUGGAAUUACCAUCGUUGAAGCAAAGGAACAAACAGGGUAUGAUCCCCUUGACUGGUUAAUAUCCCCACCUAAUGACCUCAGCAUCGAUGUCAUCAUUGGGCAUGGUAAGAAACUUGGCCGGCAAGUCCAAGGAAUACGAAAUUGUGCGGAAUUUAAGAAUUGUAAGUGGGUACAAGUUGUACAUAUUGCCCCAGAAGACCUUGGAAAAUUCAAAGACUACACUAAUCCUACUUCUAAAGGUGAACGAAAACAUCAAGUUGAAGUUGACCUUUGUAAGCGUGCUGAUCUUGUCAUGCCUGUUGGACCCCGACUGACAGAAUUUUACUCUUCAUAUUUACAACGCUACAAAAAGGAAAUGGAUGUGCUUUCAUUCACUCCAGGACUUUUUGAAAGGGAAUUUGGGGAUUUGGAACAAGAUGUCAAUAACAAUGCAGAUUUUAAAGUGUUAAUUUUUGGUCGUGGCGAUAAGGAAGAUUUUGAGCUUAAAGGGUACAGCAUUGCUGCUAAAACAUUUAUUGACCCACGGUUGGAAAAGAAACCUUAUCAACUGAUCUUUGUCGGUGCCCCUAAAGAAAAUGAAGAGCAAGAGGAGUUUAAAGAAAGACUUUUGCAAUGUGGUAUUGCUAAAGAACAGCUUAUUGUUAGAACAUUUAUAGAAAACAGGGAUAGUCUAAAGGAUUUACUGUGCGAAGUUGAUCUUGCCAUCAUGCCAUCAAAAUCAGAGGGAUUUGGUCUUGUCGCGCUUGAAGCCUUAUCUGCAGGCCUCCCCAUUCUUGUGGGCAGUAGGUCAGGAUUUGCCAAAGCAUUAGAAAAUGUUCCUAAUGGUUAUUCAUGCAUCGUGUAUUCAGAUGAUCCUGCAAAGUGGGCAGAGGCAAUUGAAGUUGUUCGUGUCAGACAUGGAAUGCGGCUUAGAGAGAUCAAAGCUCUGAAAGCAUCCUAUGGAGAGGUAUACAGUUGGAGAAAGCAAUGUGACGCCCUUGUGGAGAGGAUGUGGAAAAUGAUCCAUGGUAUGUUUGAACUAUAUACUGGCUUAUGUUUGGACAUUUUUAGUACAUGUAAUAAUGGUAAGAUAAUUUAGUUCGUUGUACCUUAUCGUGGCACAGGAUGGUCAAUACUUGUCUUAAUAGACUCCCUUAAGGUCUUGGACGCAGGUCGCCGAAAAGUACUUUAGGUAAUUGAGGUACUACCCUCUGUUGAGCUUAAUUAUAGUUAUCGCUAAAUUUUUAAAUGGGAGGUAAAAAUCUUUGGAAUAAGCCGUAGAGAACACUAUGUGCAUUCAACAUGAGCAACAACAUUAUAGACGAAAUACUUGGCUAUAAAGUUUCUCAAGAAUUCCUACAAAAAAGUUAUUCUUGCUUUGAUUUAAGCUAAAAUUAAAACGCCUUGUAUCUUAAAAGCCUAUUUUUUUCAUUGAACAUCAACCUGAUUUCCUGUAAUAAGUUUAAUAAUGUUUAAUUGCCGUCAUAACGAAUGUUUGAAAUGUGAAAAUGAAAUGAUAAGCAUGUCAUGAUCACGAGCGUGGGACAAAGAAAAAAUCUGAGUCCCUGACAGGCUUCGAACCUAUGACCUCCCAAACACCCAAACACCGGGCGGGCGCUCUAUCCACUAGAACUCAUGGAGAGCGAGACCACAUACUAAGUUCAUAUUAACGAAAGUUUGUUUUCACAGGAUCCUCUGUGGAAGAAAACAAAAACCCAAGAACAAACGCUCCUACUGAUGAUGAUCGGCUUGUUUCGGAAAGGUCCCCUGGUAGUAACUCUGAAAAGAAAAUUGAUGCUACAUCAGAAAAUCAAACCGAAAUAUCCACAAAUACAGGCUCUCAGUCUCAAAAUAGCCGUAAGCGUAAACUUUCAGGAUCUUCCCGUGACCCAGGUAUGAAAUUUUUUUUCUCUCUACUGCUCACUCACAUGACUCUGAAGGGUGGGGUGAUUUGUUAGAUUUCACAAAGGUGCUUUUUUGACAGAGAUGUUUCAGUACUGUUUGCUCUUUUUCCUCCGAAUUUUAGCGUUUUAUUAGACCCGAAUGGGAUUCUACCGGAAUUUUGAUAGUACGUUCUUCAGUGGUGUCGUUUUUAUUUCCAGACAUCGUUAUCAAGCACAGUUACCAGGACCUGAGUAAUGAACAGGAAGAAACAGUCCAUGACAUUCUAUCACAUCACAUACAAGUGUUCAUCAAGAAUCGCAAGGUUGCAACUCCUGAUGGAGUGUCUGCUCUGAUUGAACAUAUACACAAAACGUACAACUUGGCCUUGGAAUCCGUGGGUGUAGGUUCUCUAGAAUUAAAAUUUCGAUGCCCCACCCUGGAGAGCCUUGAGCAUUUGUGGAGUGACUAUCAGUCAGGUUACCUUAAUGAGAUUGCUGAGAAAUAUCUUGUGACCAAUGACAUAAAGGAGAAGCUGAACUUGGAGACUGUCAGGUUAAAGACAACAAUUGAAGAUGAAAACUACCGGAAUUGCAUGAAGAUCCUAAUGGAAAAGUCAUGUAAGUUUGAGAGUUCUCUUACAGUUUAAAUUACAGAUUUAUCUACAACAAAUUGAUUAGUAUCAUUUACUCAGUACGGUGGGUCAAAAUUGACGGGGGCACAUUCUUCACUGAACUUCCUGUUUAAGAUCCAUCCAAGGCAGGGUUGUUCAAAGCUGGGUUAGGAUCACCCAGGCUUAGUGCGAAAUUUGAACUCGGAUGUAAAAGCUUAAAAAACAAGUUCAUUCUUAUUCUUUUCGUUUGCAAUUUGAUGAUUGGAUACGCUGAAAUGAAUAGCAAAAACUAUCCGACGAAAUGCUUUUGAACGAAAGAAAAAGAAACUCGGAUUAAAAUUAAACCCGGGUUAGCGCUAAUCAGCCUUCGAACAACUUGGCCAGGGUGAAAAGAGACAGGGUUUGGUGGCCAUUGUGGAGUGUUUUAUAAUUGAGGGUCCAGCAUGAGUGAGAAUGAGGCUGAUGCUUCUGAGAUUACAUGUGAUUACAAUUCUGAAACAGCUGGUACUUAUUACCUGAAAGAUUGAAAAUACGUGAGGAAAGUAUGGUAGACUAGAGGUAAUCAUUGAUUACGGAUCCGCGUUCGUCACUCACGGAAACGAAAUUCGGCAGUCGCCCGCGAUACCUCGAAAAUGUGUGGCUUUGUACUACAGGAACACCGAGAUUAGGAUGCGCUUUGACGAACGGAAUAACUAGCUUUAUCUCAUUGUGUGUUAGCAGUGUUAACAAGCAGCAGUGGCUUUUCACCGUCAACUGAAUCAGAUCAAGAAAGAGAGGACUCUUUACGGAUCGACACAAGCUCAGGUGUACUUAAGGUAGGAUAGUUUUUCUUGUUAAUAACGCAUUAAUGAAUAGCAACUGAGGUCAAGUAAAUAGGAAAAGCCUUGUUUUAAAUACUCUGAAGUCUCUUCUUACUUUUCGAAAAUUGUCGAAUCUUAACAGUUCUGACUCUAAAUCUUAUUCCAUGUUUUAGUGCUGCCCGUGAUUGUACGUUAUGAGUUAUAUGUCGUAUAUUGCUUGCAUCUUCUAAAUUUGGUCAGCGCCAGCUGGUUUUGAAGAAUUAGCCAGGAGAUUAAAGCCACUCAAAAACGGUGAAAUGUUUUGAAAGCAUAACAGAUUUGUUUAAUCAUCCUAGGGUAAGACACAGGUCCUGACCCAUAUGGAGAGAGCUGAGAGAGCAAAAGUAAGUUGAAUGGAAUCUGUAUUGUAGUGUGCGCACGUGGUCCGUUUAAUCAAGGGAAAACAAAUAUGAAAACUUUAAUCAAUGAAAGAUUUAGAAAUUGCAUAUUAUUAACGAUUUUCUCAUAGCACAGCCUUAAUUAUGAUUGGCAACAUUGUGAUUUUACUGUAUACAACGGCGAGCGCCCUUAUAGUAGGACGACAUGAGGGGACUUUUCACAGGAUUGAUGUGUUAUUAGUGUCUCCAGUAUUUGUGCUGGCUGCAUGAGGCUGGGUAAAAGUCGGGAUUUGAGGAUUGGCAAGUCUGUAGGUUCGCCCACGGAAAUUUCAACAGUGGCCAUAUUGUUCGAGGUGACACUUAAGGUUGAUCUAGAAAUUCGUGUCCACCCUCAAUCCACGUGCUGCGCGCGUAUGAACUUAUAAACCUCGGCUUUUCAGAAAUGUUGAACUUCCCCGCGCGUAAAAGCCAUUAUUAUACAUUGUACCCACUAUCUGUCUUCUCACUGGCUAAGAACCUGCAGCAAAUUUUGCAAAUCAGCGCAACCUAGUUAAUCUGUAGGUUGCGCGCACAGUGCAUGAUUUCCAAUAACAGUAUUAAUUCAAGUUUCUUGCGAUGAAGUAUUUGUCGUUAUUUUCUUCAAAACGAUGUAUUAAAAACACAAUAUUAUUAUUAGGUUUUUGUCAUAUCCUAAAUAAUCAAGGUCUCGGUAAGUGUUACCAGCCUCGGCCUUCGGCUCGGCUGAUAACACUUACCUCGACCUUGAUUAUUGCGGAUAUCACAAAAACCUCGUUCGAUAAUCGAUUAUUACUUAAUGUUGAGCGUUUUUGUCCUUACAAUUUAUUAACUUUCUCCAAAACAAUAAGAUAAACAAUAACUAAAGGUAAGUCACACUACAAAAGUUAAACUGAUAUAUAUCAUACAUGAAUACACAAGCAUACAGGCGGGGACACCACAAAAGCGAGGGCCAACACAGACACAAGGCGUAGGUACGAUGAACGAGAACCUUAAUACAAAACCUAUGUUUCUCGAAUUCAUGGUUGUUUGUUUUUGACACGAGUUAGGCCUAGAAGAGGCUUGUCAGAUCUGUUAUAACAUAAAUUAAUGUAAUCAAUAAAUGCAAGGUAUGUAGACUGAUGAAUAUGUUAUUCACCUUCUGAAAAAAAAAAAAAAAANCUCGGUAAGUGUUACCAGCCUCGGCCUUCGGCUCGGCUGAUAACACUUACCUCGACCUUGAUUAUUGCGGAUAUCACAAAAACCUCGUUCGAUAAUCGAUUAUUACUUAAUGUUGAGCGUUUUUGUCCUUACAAUUUAUUAACUUUCUCCAAAACAAUAAGAUAAACAAUAACUAAAGGUAAGUCACACUACAAAAGUUAAACUGAUAUAUAUCAUACAUGAAUACACAAGCAUACAGGCGGGGACACCACAAAAGCGAGGGCCAACACAGACACAAGGCGUAGGUACGAUGAACGAGAACCUUAAUACAAAACCUAUGUUUCUCGAAUUCAUGGUUGUUUGUUUUUGACACGAGUUAGGCCUAGAAGAGGCUUGUCAGAUCUGUUAUAACAUAAAUUAAUGUAAUCAAUAAAUGCAAGGUAUGUAGACUGAUGAAUAUGUUAUUCACCUUCUGAAAAAAAAAAAAAAAACAGGCGUCAAGAGGGCCUCUACACAAGGCUGCUAUUAGUGGACAAUACGAGACGGUCAAAAUUCUUCUUGAAGGUGGUGAAGAUGUGGAUCAAAGAGAUCAGGUUUUAUUUCAGUCUUUUUUGUUAUCCAGCCAGCUAGAUCACUUAAAAGGGUAAUAUGGACUUAAGCUGAACAAGCCUGUUCAUGCGGUAUGAUUUUCUGGUCCCACUUCGACACCUCGCUCUUGCUUCGUGCGAUAUUAGUGUUAAUCGAGUCGAGAUCUUAAACUUUUUCUGAGGGAAACUUACUUUUAAUUCUUAAACAACUGUAGCGUUUUUGGCUGUAGACUGCAAAUUUCAGUUUCAAAAUUGAUUUGUCAGAGUUGCGGUUGUCUGUUGGUUGACCCUAGAAAGGAUGAAAAUAGAUAAGGGUGUAAUAAGAUAGCUUUAAGCUUAGUCUAUAAAACUGAGUUCUCAAUAAUGUCCCAUAAUUUUGCUAGUUCCCCUUUUCAACCUUCUUAACCUGCUCUGUUUAUCUUUUUGUUAGUUUUCUUUAACACCUCUUCAUCUUGCCUGUUGGUAUGGACAGGAAUCUGUGGUCAAACUCUUGUUAGAAUACGGUGUGAACGUCAACGCUGAAGACAGGGUGAGUUCAGUCGAUGCUUAAACGUUUGUGGCCUUGAAGAGCAAGAUUUAAGAUUUGUUAAUUGAGGUCACACAUAUUGGCUCUCUUUAGCCCAUUACAAUGUGAAAGUGAGCUUUUAUAACAACUCUGGUUUGCCUGGUUAAGACGCAGUUUGUAACUGUGCGUUACAUCUCAAAUGCUGGUUAUAACUCUUCUCUUUUAAUGCAUGAAAGUUAUAUUUAAAAAGUGAAAGAUUUGGAAAAAGAAAUACUUUAAGCCCAAAGUGUGUUUGGGGAUUAAUUUUCACAAGAGUGAAACACUUUUAAUGGUAAUCUGGCUUCACAUUAGGAAAACUAUUAAACUGGCUUUAUUUUUAAUAUUAAUUAAGUUGCCUGUGUUAGUUGUUUAAUGACGCUCGUCCUUCGUUUUCUUGCGUGUUUUAAAUAAUACAUAAAUAACCAUGAUAUUGGUAGCAAGUACAAUUUGCAUUGCUUUUUCUAGUUUCAACGUACCCCUCUGCAAAAAGCGGAACGCCACAAUCAUAACUACAUAGUGCAGUUGCUCAUGAACAGUAAUGCGAGGCCGAGUUACCAACAACCGGUAAGAUAUUUGUUAUUUGCUGCAAUUCUAAGAAUAGCAGCAAAUUAUUGUUUUCACGGUUUCAACUCAUUGACAGCUGUCACAGAGACUCAAGUAUAAAAGGGCGGUAUUUUACUGAGGAGAAUCAUUUUAAGCUGACAUGUCGCUGCUUGUCUAAUUCGUUUUUUUAUGCCUUUUCCUUUUUGUGUCCUUUAAAUUUAUUGUAGAUCUUCGUUCAUGUACUCACAUGAUGAUCGAUGUUGCUCCGAUGUUGUGUAGAUCAACCUCUCUCCCUCGAGGAAAAAAAGAAAGUCCGGGGUUCGGCUCCCACCGUCGUUUUUUUUCUUUUUUCUUUCUUUUUUUUUAUCGAAAAACAAUUUUCAGUUUUUACAGACGUAAAAUAUACCGUUAGACUAAUUGCAGGUUCAUUAUCAGCUUUCAUUUCUAAAAUACAGUAAUUAAUAAUCCACAAGUUAGCCUUAGGCACCCUUUGAUAUAUCUGGUUAUGUCAUGAUUGGCUUUACAAAGUAAAAAGAAUAAUAGCGAGACACAUUCAAGUACUUAGUUUGAUUUUGAAAGUAAAGGGUAAAUUAAACAUUUAAAGAAUACGGCUUGUUUUGGAUACAUCAGUAUCCAUCGCCAUUUCACAGAAUUGUGACCAUAUAUGAAGUUUGAUGACUAACUUUAUUAUGUAAAAUUUAGUGUCAUACCGAGUGGUAGGAGGCGAUAAAUGCGCUAUCCCGCCAGCGGUAAUAUCAUUUAUAUCCACACAUGUGUGAUAUCACUUUAAACCAAUCAGCUCACGCAGUAUUUUCGCUCGCUGUCAAGCACUUGUGGUUUUCCGUCGUUUGGUCUUUUCGGAAUUUUUGCGUUAGUCCUUUCGAAUUCGCGAGUCGAAGUUUAAUAAGUUUUGAGUUUNCUUGUUUUGGAUACAUCAGUAUCCAUCGCCAUUUCACAGAAUUGUGACCAUAUAUGAAGUUUGAUGACUAACUUUAUUAUGUAAAAUUUAGUGUCAUACCGAGUGGUAGGAGGCGAUAAAUGCGCUAUCCCGCCAGCGGUAAUAUCAUUUAUAUCCACACAUGUGUGAUAUCACUUUAAACCAAUCAGCUCACGCAGUAUUUUCGCUCGCUGUCAAGCACUUGUGGUUUUCCGUCGUUUGGUCUUUUCGGAAUUUUUGCGUUAGUCCUUUCGAAUUCGCGAGUCGAAGUUUAAUAAGUUUUGAGUUUGUUAUAAAAUAGAGACAAGCAGGUUUGUCGAGAUCACAAAUGAGGAGCUGAAUUCGCAUAAGAAAAAAAAAAUCCGAACACAAAGUGGAAGACUGUGUACGAAGUCGAGUUAUUCAGAAUAAUUUCUUUCAGACAUCAAACUCUGACUUGCUUGAUUCAACAUCUCUUCAUGAGCGGAUCGACGAGCACCUUUCGAAAUGCAUUUUUAAUUGGCGUUCGAAAAGAAAGAUGGCUCCGACUAAUAGGAACCCACAAGUUUGAGAGGAUUACUUUCAAGCAUCCAGAGAUAUCUGAACUAUGUCUUCACAUUUUGUAUUGACGUUGUGUGUUUAAAACUACCACACUGUGGCUACUCUCAAAGCAAAACAACAGAAACCAAAAGCUAAAGGAUUGGGAAACAAGCCUAGGAGAUCAGAUAGCCUAAAAGACGAGGAAAUUGAAAAACUGUAUGCUUCCAAAUGCCUUGGAAUGCUCUCAAGCCAUCAUAGACUUUUUGUGGCUAAGUAUUUGUUGUAUUGGGAGGGUUUUACAUAAUAAAAAGAAAAUUACAUGGUCGCUUGAAGAUACGAAAUUUCUCUUCUCGUGUUGAAAAUAUUUCACUCGCGUACUUUUCUUCACUAUUUAUAGAUCAAAGAGUCACUUCUCAUUAGAUAGGAUUACGAUCUAAUUUUCGUAAAUAGACAACUCAAACAUAUUACGUGAACACUCCUAUUUCAUUUUCUCUGUCUUUUAUCUCUACUUCGCACCCGCAAAAGGCAUUAUAUUACCUCACGUAUUCCUACAAGAGUGAUUCUACUUACCCCGUGAAACAGGUGGUAGAACACUACGCACUAUUAUGCAGAAAUUCUACUGUCUUCUUUUGUUUAUUUGUAGCUUUUUUGCACGGGUCAAGUAGAAUCGCUCUAUAAUAAUACUUUUAACUAGUUAUUAUUCUCACUUUAUGCAACAUCCUUUGUUAUGGUCACAAUUUUGUAAACAUCAUUAAACUAACAAUGGAUGUUGAUGUAUUCCGAGCAUCGGUCGUGUUCUGUAAAUGUUUCAUUUUUAUUUUGCUGCUACAGAAAAAUUAUAAUUGUUGUAUUUUUGUCACCUCACUUAGAUUCAGAUUCCAGAUCUGUUAAGUACACUGACUCGCCUUAACUUCUUUAUUACAGUUAAGUUUAAAGUCACUUACAAAAAAGGCAUUCUUGCAUGUGGAUAUUCGAUCGGGAUUUAACAUGCUCACAGCGGCUGUCGUUGAAGGGAAUUACGACUUUUUUUUCAAGGCGCACGGGCAACUCAGUUCUUUGGAAAUAAUAACAGCAGCUACAACUGAUACUCUCGCAAAUCUUGAAACCAAAAGGCCUGGUCAUCACAAAAUCGAACGUUUUAACCGAGAAUCAGUGGAUAUAGUCAAUUCACUGUCAGAGCUGCACCAGUGUAAAUGCGGUAAUGAUGCGGAGAAGGCGAUAGAGCUUGUAUUAAAUGAUGGCCUGGAUAUAAACACCCCUGCAUUGUGCAAUCGCACACCUUUGUUGUGGGCGAGUCUUUCAUCUUCUGGUGAGUUUAUUAAGACCCUUAUCGACCUUGGUGCUAACGUUAAUGCUCAAAGAACCGAUGACAAAGUUACACCUUUGUUCUUAUCUGCUAAUUGGAACAACUUCAUGACAGUGAACUUGCUUUUGGAUCAUGGAGCUGAUGCUGAUACGGCUGUAGCUGAUGGAUAUACUCCACUGCACCGGGCAGUGAUGAAGGGUAACCAAAACCUUGUCAAAUUAUUUCUGGAAAAGGACGCGUUAGUAAAUGUUCAAAAUGCUGAUGGCAAUUCACCACUGCACACAGCUGUCAGCAACGGAUUUUUUGAUAUUACCAAGCUUCUGGUUCAAAAGGGAAGCAACGUCAACCUUCAAAAUAAAGAAGGAAGAACCCCUCUUUUUCUUGGUGUAGCGAACAAACAUGAACAGCUCAUCAAACUCUUGAUUGAAAACAAGGCUGAUGUAAGUAUUGUAUACAAGGAAAACUCCACAGAAAGAUUUUACCUUGUUUGUGGGAAAGACAGAGGUGGAGCAGCUUGGCACUAUGUCCUGGUGAAGAAACAGUUGUUGGGUUUAUUUCUGAAGCGAGCGAAAGGAGGCAGUCUUGACGUGGCAGAUUUUGGAGAUGUUCUUGGGAGUGGUUGGGGAAAGGAUCCUCCAGAAGGCACAGGUAACAAGCUUCAAAAGAAGCAUGAGUCCAUGUUUAAAGAAACAGCUGAUACGACCGUUCUUCACAUUGCAAGCAAACAAGUCAACGAACCGGAGAUAAUCGAUCUUUUGGUUAAGUCCGGGGCGAAUGUCAACGCCCAGGACGCUGAAGGGUUCACUCCCUUGCACAUGGCAGCGAUCCAUAGUAAUCUGAAAAUCGUGAAACAACUUGUUGAUCUCGAAGGUGACGUUAAUAUCGUCACAACCGAUGAAAAGACUGCUGCUGAGUUAGCUCACUUGAAUGAAGAAUUGGAGAUUGAGGAGUAUCUCGAGUCGAAGAUGGCUUCUUCGCAAAGAAGCAAAGAAAAAGAGGAGGACUCCGAACGUGGAGACAUACUCAUUGAAGCUUACGGUUUCCCGGCUACAUACUAUUUAACAGAAUCCUUCAGGGAACUGAACCUUUAA
This is a messenger RNA of Porites evermanni, 10508 nucleotides long. Lineage: Eukaryota; Metazoa; Cnidaria; Anthozoa; Scleractinia; Poritidae. The record is from the annotation of a GenBank genome assembly.